This is a messenger RNA of Caenorhabditis remanei, 2262 nucleotides long. RefSeq lists its product as uncharacterized. Lineage: Eukaryota; Metazoa; Nematoda; Chromadorea; Rhabditida; Rhabditidae. The record is from RefSeq and is a predicted model, not a curated record. Gene Ontology annotation, biological process: negative regulation of vulval development. The coding region runs from base 1 to 2262 and encodes 753 amino acids. Gene Ontology annotation, molecular function: protein dimerization activity. The transcript is spliced from 5 exons.
AUGCAAGUACCAAAAUCAGAGACAUCGCCGGUUAUCAGAAGUAUUGGCCCAAGUAGCCAAAUGCCAGUUUCCCGUACGAGCGAUCCGCCCGAAAAUUUGAAAGUAUCAUUCUCCGUGGAAUCGGAUCCAAAAUUAGUCGAAUUAUUGUCAAAUUUCCUCAUAAGUCAAGGAAUUCCAUUGGAAGUUACAAAAGAUGCGAAACUUCAAGAACUAAUCACAUAUCUCAAUCCGAAAAGUGUAAUUCCGUCGGAUAAUGUGAUGAUGGAAUACGUGAAACGACAAAAUUCGAUAAUUAAACCAUUAAUUAAUUAUCCGAAAGCUAUUGGACCAAUUAGUGUGACAAUUGAUGUUUACGACGAUUUGAAUGAGAAAUUUCUCGUGUUUUCGAUACAUUAUUUUGAGAAUAUUGAUGAGAGGAAGAACGUUGUCUUUUUGAAGAAAAUAUCGAAUAAUCAAAUGAACGCCGCUCAUAUUGUCGAAACUAUUCGUCGCGAAGUCAAUGUUCACUCCCAUCAUGAUGUAAAAUUCAGGCAUUCAGUCUCUUCAAAUACGGAAAUUCUUCAAAUGAUUGCGUUGAAUGAGCACGUGGAACAACAUCAUAUAUGUUUUUAUCAUAAUAUGUCUAUUUUUGUGACGGAAUUGCUGAAAAUCGAAGAGUUUUCAAUGGGAAUUGAUGUUUUAAGAGAGUUUAUUCGAUUUUUUGAACCGGAAUCCGAUUUAUACUUCAAGUUUCAAAGAUUCCAAUCAUCAAGAAACAAAGAAUUAGAUCUCCCGUCGAUGGACAAUAACUCAUGGGAGAGCACAUACAUUUUUCUGACAAAAUGUCUUUUUCUCCACGAAUCGUUCGAAACAUUCUGUGAAGUCUACGGAAUAGAUUUCUAUAUUUAUAAUAAGUCAUUCAAUGAUCUGAUUCAUCUCCAACGUCUUCUUCGACAAUGCGUCUACUACUGCAGAUCGAUGAGCACUCCGAGUAGUUGCAUCUCUCAAAUCAUACCUACAAUCGAGGGAUUACGACGACUGACUGAUAGGGAAUUUUCAUUUCAACAAUUUCAACAAGAGAAAAUUCUCAAUUUAUUAAAGUUUUCAUUCGAAAGCUAUAAUAUACCAAGUCAUGAAAUGGCUGUUCUAUUGGAUCCGAGAUUCUCUUAUACUGAAAUUUUCACCGAGGAGAAAUGGAAAGAUUUGGAGAGUCUAGUCAUCGAGGACUUCGUCAAUAAUAAUUGGAGAUGGGCGAUAAAUUCUGGAAUUCAGGAUACCACUUUGAUGAAUCCAAGAGGUCGAAUGAACAUUAUCAGCUUAGAAAUAACGAUAUAUCGACAAUUUCUAAUGAGAGAACGUCCCGAAGAGUCCGAUUGUCCUUCACGUUGGUGGGCGGAGCGUCAGUCUCCAUUCAAGUUAUUAUCAGUAAUGGCAAGAGAAUUGUUAUCGUGUCCAGCGGUGUCUGCAGAUGCUUCUCACUAUUUUUCAGACGGUGGAAAAUUGCGGAGAUUGACGAAAACGUGUUCGGGAACAAAGCUAGAACAAAACUUGAAUCUUGCCGGAAGCCUACAAAAUUUUCGUGGAAAAGGAGCAUCAGAAGAUGAAAUUACUGAAGAUAUGAUGACGAUAUUGGAUAGGGCGUCUCAAGAAACUACAAUUUCUGAAAACUUGACUCCGAAAGAUAUAUCUGUGAAGAAAGAAUUACCAGAAAUCGAAGAUUUUCACGAGGUGAAUUGGCAAGAGCCAUCGUCUUCAAUAGUCAAAUUGGAGCCACUGGAUCCUCCUGAUGAAUCACAAUUCGAUAUGUUCACUGUCCCCACUAUUCAAGAUUUAGAACACCCGGAACAAGUGAUUCAUCCACAAUCUGCACGCGGCUGUCCACUUCGAUGUCAUAUCUGUAAAGAAAUGAAACGUCCUGGCGACUACUUGAAUAUCAGAAGAGAAUGUGACAGAUUGAGUAUUCUAGCCGGAUGUCUAUACCGUGAAUUGAUCUCAUUCCAACAUGCAGAACGAAUCUCUAAUUUCCGAUGUAUAGUUGUCUGCAAAAGUCAUAUUCCGGAGAUUAUUGAAGAGAUUUAUGGAAGAAUCGGUUUGACGAGUCGGAAAGAUCUUUAUGAUUGCUCAUUGGAUAGACUUCAGGAUAUGCUGAUUAAUGUGAGACGUGUGGCUCCUGAAAUGACUGCUGGAGCACUUCGAACCGCCCUUGUACUCUUCUUGACAAAAUUCGAUCAAUGUGGAGAAAUAGAGAUCGAAGAACAUAGAUCACCACCGAUACAAAGCUAA